GGUACGUCAUGAACAAGCACUUGCGUCACCGAAUGACGAAUUCACCACUUUACCACUCAGCUUUUAUUAAUAUCUUUGAUUAGCUGAUAAGGCCUUCAUAAUGACUGAAAUAAGCGAUUUAGAUAGACAAAUUGAGCAGCUCCGGCGAUGCGAGAUCAUCAAGGAGAGUGAAGUGAAGGUGUUGUGUGCUAAAGCCAGGGAAAUUCUUGUUGAGGAAAGCAAUGUCCAGCGAGUGGAUUCUCCAGUCACAGUUUGUGGUGAUAUUCAUGGUCAGUUCUAUGACCUGAAAGAAUUGUUCAAGGUGGGAGGCGAUGUCCCAGACACAAACUACCUCUUCAUGGGUGAUUUCGUCGAUCGGGGAUUUUACAGUGUAGAAACAUUUUUACUUUUAUUAGCAUUAAAGGUUCGUUAUCCAGACAGAAUCACAUUAAUUCGAGGAAAUCAUGAAAGUCGACAAAUUACACAAGUGUAUGGAUUUUAUGACGAAUGUUUGAGGAAGUACGGGUCUAUCACAGUGUGGAGAUAUUGUACAGAAAUAUUUGAUUACCUCAGUUUGUCAGCAAUCAUUGAUGGAAAGAUAUUCUGUGUCCACGGAGGAUUAUCACCGUCAAUCAACACAUUAGAUCAAAUUCGAGCAAUAGACAGAAAACAAGAGGUGCCGCAUGAUGGGCCAAUGUGUGAUCUUCUUUGGUCCGAUCCUGAAGAUACCCAAGGCUGGGGUGUGAGUCCUCGAGGGGCUGGUUACCUCUUUGGAAGUGACGUCGUCGCACAAUUCAACGCUGCUAAUGAUAUUGAUCUGAUUUGUCGAGCGCAUCAGCUGGUCAUGGAAGGCUACAAGUGGCAUUUUAACGAAACUGUACUAACUGUUUGGUCGGCGCCUAAUUAUUGUUACAGAUGCGGAAACGUUGCCGCUAUACUUGAAUUAGACGAACAUUUACAACGGGACUUUACAAUAUUUGAAGCCGCUCCACAGGAAACGCGAGGCAUACCUUCGAAGAAACCUCAAGCUGACUACUUCCUUUGAGGAUUGUGUGUUCAUAAGACAAUAUCAUGCAUUCAAUUCAUUCAUGUGUCACUGUACAGACUUGUAUUAUACUUUCUUUCACAAUUGUUAAGCCUGUAUAAAAUUUCUGAGGUACAGUCAUAGUCACAAUUGCGUAUGUUGCACGAAUACUGUGUUUGGCCACCAUUUAUGUUACCUUCAUGUGAGCUGUGCUAAACUUUAGGCUCCUUUCGCAUAGGAGGAUUGUUGUGUGUUUCACAUUGGUUUCAUGCUACCCUUAACCUUCACGGCAAUAUGCACGCAACCAUUGUCUAAGCUGUUUACAGCACACGCGACACCAGAGCAUAGGUGAUGUGCUGCUUCCGCGAAGCAGAGGGUAUGUCAGUUGUGACUGGGACUGUAGAGUCUUUAUCAGCCUCGCACAUAAUGUUUCAAUAACAUCUGAGAGACAAUGUUCCUGAUAUUUUGUGCUUUUCAAAUGGCUUUGAGAAUGGCGGGACCAAUAAGUUGUUGCUCCCUUGAAUUGUGUCUUGUCACCAAUACAUGGAGGAGCAAUGUCAAGGCAGCUGAAGUGGAUUGCGCACACUUUUUACUUGUUCAUUCAAGGUGCUUUCCAGUUCAAAAUAUGGUACCUUUAAAUUCUUCAGCUACUGCAUCUUAUUAGACACACAAUACACCAAUUGACUGUUCUUUGUGGUACGUAUUUUGAAGUGGACUUUAGAAUGACUGUGGCGUUUGUUAUUAUCAUUAUUUGCUAAGGCAAUAGUUGGGAGUAUUCUGAUGACUGAGGGUAUCACGUGAUACUGUCUAUGGUGUUAUCAGUUCAUGAAAUAUGAGAAGAGUAUGCCAGAUAUCCAGGAUUUCUAACAUCAAGGUGAAGCAUCCAUGUAGUAUUUUGGGCUUUGAACUCAGAACUGUAGAUUCUAUCCUCCACUCUUUAAAAAAUAUGCACUGCAAUUGUAAUAUCACCCCCGGGACACUGCAUCACUUUGUAAUGUUAACUUCUGUACAACUCAACAUUAUGUCGUCAUUUGAUAAUUCAGUAAUGAUGUUGACAUUCCUUAUGCCAGUCAUAGCUGAAGCUGAGUUAUAUACAUGUAUCAGGGCCGAUCGUUUAGUAUGUAAGCAUUGAAGGGGGGGGGGGGGGGUAAACUGGGGGAAUGGAUGUCAAAUAUCAGCAAAUGGUGUGUACCACUACCAAAUGAAGAACACAUUUUUUGAAAUGGUGACUGCAUUUUUACACUACAACAGGAUCAGUGAAAACAUUUGUUGCAUGCUUGGAAUGAAUAAGCGGAUCAGUUAUGUUUUGGUGGUGACUUGGUUGAUCCAAUCCGUUGUCUAAACCUGUUGAUAUUGUUGCCAGAUUGAAUAGAGCGGAAAUACCGCAGGACACUCAGGAUGGAUACUCUGUCAAAAAAUGUCCCAUUUGAGGUUAAAUACUUAAGUUCAUAAAUCUCGUUGUUGGAGGGGGGUCAGGGGUGCAUCAAGUGUGUCUUGUAAAAAUUGUAAGAAUGUAGCAAAGUCUGCCAAUAGAUUGACUGAUGAUCAAAUGUUUGCUGUGCACCAUGGAAUGGACUUGAUCAAACUGCAAUCAAGUACUUUUAUGUAGUGUAAUUUUAAUAAAAUUUAUUCAGAA
Lineus longissimus is the source of this 2639-nucleotide messenger RNA. RefSeq names its product serine/threonine-protein phosphatase 4 catalytic subunit. Gene Ontology annotation, biological process: double-strand break repair via homologous recombination. The record is from RefSeq and is a predicted model, not a curated record. Lineage: Eukaryota; Metazoa; Nemertea; Pilidiophora; Heteronemertea; Lineidae. Gene Ontology annotation, molecular function: protein serine/threonine phosphatase activity. Bases 101 to 1024 code for a protein of 307 amino acids. The transcript is spliced from 8 exons. Gene Ontology annotation, cellular component: nucleus; cytoplasm.